Messenger RNA from Oldenlandia corymbosa var. corymbosa, 585 nucleotides. Lineage: Eukaryota; Viridiplantae; Streptophyta; Magnoliopsida; Gentianales; Rubiaceae. The record is from the annotation of a GenBank genome assembly.
AUGGGAAGCAGUUUUUGUUUGGGUAGAGUUGUAGUUUUCAAUUGGUUGUUGUUGUUGUCGACAAGUUUAAUCAUGGCCUUUAAAGAGGGCGUCGUGGUCGACGGUGGUUCGAUCAUGGAAGAGGUGUGCAGCUGGACUUCAGAAGACAAUUUGUUGUUUUGUAUCAACUGCUUGAAAGGAAAGGUUAUGGUACAACAACAACAAGAAGAAGGAGGACAUGAAGAUGAGAUUAAAAGAUUGGCGGGCAGACUCAUUGACUGUGCUCGCGAAACUUCCGAGGUUUCCCGGUUGUUCAUGAUAAACUUUUGCAACAAUUCCACCGGGACCAAGUUUGGAGAGGUAGGGAAGUUUUGCGUGCCAAAACUCGGCAAGGCGGAAGUCUCAUUCCAGGCGGCGCGGGAGUUCUGGAAGUAUGGUCGUAAAACAAUAACAUUGCGGGAGAUUGAGAACGGCUUCAAUGCUUUUCAUGAGUGCGCAAUCCACUUUCCAAAUGGCUUUCCCAACAUGGUUUAUGUCACACUUAAUCGUCUUAGAGUCAGAUGUGAAAUGGCUGAAGAUGUCAUCAAUUCCAUCCCUGCGGUGUAA